GACGCUAAUAUUAAUUAAAUUUUACAUAAUGUCUUUCACUAACAAGGAAAACCCAAAGGUCUUAGUCUUAUUCGAUGUUGACGGUACCUUAACUCCAGCCAGAUUAUUCAUUUCUGACGAAAUGAAGGAAACUUUGGAAAAGUUGAGAAAGAAGGUUGUUAUCGGUUUUGUCGGAGGUUCCGAUUUCUCCAAGCAAGUUGAACAAUUAGGUCCAAACAUCUUGGAAGAAUUCGAUUACUGUUUCUCCGAAAACGGUUUAACCGCCUAUAAGUUGGGUAAACAAUUAGCUUCCCAAUCUUUCAUCAACUGGAUUGGUGAAGAAAAAUACAACAAAUUGGCCAAGUUCAUCUUGAAGUACUUGUCUGAAAUCGAUAUCCCAAUUAGAAGAGGUACCUUCAUCGAAUUCAGAAACGGUAUGAUCAACGUUUCUCCAAUCGGUAGAAACGCUUCUACUCAAGAAAGACACGACUACGAAGCCUUUGACAAGGUCCACAACAUUAGAGAAAAGAUGGUUGCUGCUUUAAGAGAAAACUUUGCUGACUACGGUUUAACUUAUUCUAUCGGUGGUCAAAUUUCUUUCGAUGUUUUCCCAACUGGAUGGGACAAAACUUACUGUUUACAACACGUUGCUGAUGAACACUUUGAUGAAAUCCACUUCUUUGGUGACAAGACCUACAAAGGUGGUAACGAUUACGAAAUUUACAACGACCCAAGAACUAUUGGUCACUCUGUUACCAAUCCAAAUGAUACCAUCAAGAUCUUAAACGAGCUUUUCAAGUUAUAAGCAAACCUUUUCUGUUUAGAUAAUUAAUAGAUUUUACCCUUU
Molecule: messenger RNA, 826 nt
Organism: Spathaspora passalidarum NRRL Y-27907
Lineage: Eukaryota; Fungi; Ascomycota; Pichiomycetes; Serinales; Debaryomycetaceae
Gene: PMM1
Product: phosphomannomutase
Exons: 1
Coding region: 29-784 (251 amino acids)
Biological process (GO): protein N-linked glycosylation; mannose metabolic process; GDP-mannose biosynthetic process
Cellular component (GO): cytosol
Molecular function (GO): phosphomannomutase activity
Source: RefSeq, a predicted model, not a curated record